Messenger RNA from Gorilla gorilla gorilla (western lowland gorilla), 7164 nucleotides. RefSeq names its product fibroblast growth factor 17 (gene FGF17). Gene Ontology annotation, molecular function: growth factor activity. The record is from RefSeq and is a predicted model, not a curated record. The transcript is spliced from 5 exons. The coding region runs from base 5965 to 6615 and encodes 216 amino acids. Lineage: Eukaryota; Metazoa; Chordata; Mammalia; Primates; Hominidae.
ACCUGCCUCCCUGCACCCAGUCCCCGCGGCCUGAGCCUGCUGUGUCCCUCGUCCUCGGCACCCCCAAUUCUCCCCCAGUGGCGAGGGAAGAGCCUAGAGUCUGCCUUCUGCUGAGCUGUGUGUCAGGUGGAUUUCCAGCCUGCACCCUCCCUCUGGGCAGAGCUAGGUUUAUAGGCACCCAAGGGCUACGGCUGCUCAAGCUACCAGAAGGGGCCUCGCCCUAGGGGGCCAGCCCCCGGUGUCUUCUCCUGACCUUAUUCCUGUCAGGCAGCUACUGUGUGCAGAGCAUCUAUAGGGAACUCACGGACAUCCGCUCCCCUGCUUGCUUCCGUUAGGGGCCAGCUCUUCUUAUAGGGACCUCCCACAUGUGAAGAUCUGUGUCAGGCAGGAGCCAGAGGCCCGCACCCUCAAGAAAACCUGUGAGGGGGAGUAGACAGGGUGAGCUUUACAGAGGCGCCAAGCCCCACAUGCUAUCGAGCAGGCCUCAGUCAAGCAUAGGGGCGAGGCCAAGAGAGGACUGGAAAAUGGGGUGGGGGACCCCCACCCUCUCCCUGGUGUGCAGAGGGGACUCUGGAGGGCUGUUCACCUGUGGGUGACCCUGGCACGGUUCCUAGAACAGGCGGACACACAGACGGGCCCUCCACUCUGGGUUAUCCAUGCAGCGCCUCUGCUGGCUUCUCCCUGCCCCUCCCCAGCACCCUCUGGGGUCAGGCCCGAAGUGAACCAGUGGGGAGCUGGUCCUGCUGUCCUGCUUAGUACCCCCAGGUGUGGGGCCCAGGAGGUCGGAGCUCUUUGAACACCUGCCUAGGAAAGUCAACAACCAGGCUGGGGCCUCCUGUCCAGCUAUAGCUUCUUUUGAGACCAGAGACAGAGGUAGCAGAGGGCAGGGUUGUAUUCAUUUUUUUUUUAAUUUUUAUUUUUUUUAGAGACAGGGUCUCACUCUGUCACCGAGGCUGGAGGGCAGUGGCACAGUCUUAGCUCACGGCAGCCUCGACCUCCUGGACUCAAGCAAUCCUCCCACCUCAACCUCCCAAAGUGCUGGAACUACAGGCAUGAGCCACCACACCAAAACAAAUUUUAAAAUUUUUUGUAGAGACGGGGGGUCUUGUUAUGUUGCCCAGGCCGGUCUCCAACUCCUGGGCUCAAGAGAUCCUCCUGCCUCAGCCUCCCAAAAUGCUGGGAUUACAGACGUCAGCCACUGGCAUUCUCCCUGCAUGUUUCCUACACCCAUGAGACAGAUGUGGGUGCUGUCCCGCCCUCCAACAGACAAGCCACUAACUUCAGGUCACCCAGAGUCCCACCCUCCAACAAAUGGACGAGCUACUACAGGUCGCCAGAGUCCCACCCUCCAACAAGAGGACAAACCACUAACUUCAGGUCACCCAGAGAGUGACAAGGGGGACUGCUCCAUGUGGGCAGCUGGUGCUUUUUGAACUUGGUUUCAUCUACAGUGACCUGGGGUAACCCAAUUCCUCACCUUCAAGUCACUUACAGUCUAGUGGAAACAAAACCCAACACAAUUUCAGUUACUGUCUGGUGUUUUGAAGGGAGUGGAACAGAUGAACUUGAGGGGCAGGGGGAAGCAGUUUGGUGAGAAGGUCUCCUGGAGGAGGCGAUGGACAAGAAGGGGUUAAUGGGCUUCAUGAGAUGCUGGCAGAGGACGUUCCUGGGAACAGGAGCAGAGCAUGCAAAGGGUUCGAGGCAGAGCCCCACUUGAAGGGGGAUCGGCUGCAGUGACAGCUUCUAAUACCCACGACCCACUCCUUCAACCCUCAUAACCGUGCCUUAAGGGGAUUGUGACUGGCUCCAUUUCUUCCUCUUUUUAAUUUUUUUUUUAGAGACUGGGUCACACUCUGUCAGCCAGGUUGGAGUGUAGUGGCGCGAUCAUGGCUUACUGCAGCCUCGAACUCUGGGCUCCACCUAUCCUCCUGCUUCAGCCCCCUCAAGUAGCUGGGACUACAGGCAUGCACCACCAUACCCAGCUCAUUUUUUUUAACAUUUUUGUAGAGAUGGGGAUCUCACUAUGUGGCCCAGGCUGGUCUCGAACUCCUGACCUUACACUAUCCUUCUAUCGGCCUCCCAAAGUGCUGGGAUUACAGGUGUGAGCCACCACACCUGGCCCAGCCCCAUUUCCCAGAUGAUGAAAGUGUGGCACAGAGAGGUUAGACAAGUUGCCCCAAGGUGACAUGGCUGGCAGAGGAGCCAGGGAGUCCCACCCCAGAGCCCUGGAUUUUGACCACUCUGCUGAUGGGAAGGAGGCAUGAGCCAGUGCACAGUUUAUGAAGUCGCGUAAACUGAGAGCAGGAGUUAGAAGUCAGUCAACCAUGUAAUGGGAGUCCUCAAGGGACAGCUAGGCGUUUCUACAGCCAAGCACAUAUUUGGCCCCAAGCACAUGAAGGCACGCAACAGAUAAACCAGUGAUCACUUGAUUUUGAUUUGCAAGCAGGCAGUAGGAAAUAAAUUGCAAAGGUGGAGGCCGGAUGCGGUGGCUCACGCCUAUAAUCCCAGCACUUUGGGAGGCCAAGGUGGGCAGAUCACUUGAGGUCGGGAGUUUGAGACCGGCCUGACCAACAUGGAGAAACCCCAUCUCUACUAAAAAUACAAGAUUAGCCAGGUGUGGUGGCGGGCACCUAUAAUCCCAGCUACUUGGGAGGCUAAGGCAUGAGAAUCAUUUGAACCCGGGAAGCGGAGGUUGCGGUGAGCUGAGAUCGCGCCAUUGCACUCCAGCCUGGACAACAAGAAUGAAACUCCAUCUCAAAAAAAAAGAGAAAAAUUUGCAAAGGUGAGGGUCCAUCCUCAUUGCUAGGGUGCCCUUUGCCCUCUGCCCUUUGCCCUUCCCCUGCCCCAACUCUUCUGUUUUUCAGCAGGAAGAGGGUGGGCUGGGCUCAAGCAGGUGGUGGCAAGUGGCUGACCUGCAGGUGGGCUCUGUGUUUGCACCAGCUGGGCUGUUAGGAGAGGCAGGCGUGAGACGACCCCAGCUGGGGGGUGUUGAACUUGGCACUAUGGGGUGAGGAUUAACCACAGCAGCCCAGGCUACUUCUCAGUUCCCUUAUCACCUCCUGAACCCCCCCCCUCCCCGGCAAUGAAUGUUAAUAAACCCCACCCUUCUUCCCUCUCCCUUUCCCCCAGCUCACUCCAGUCAAGGGAGAGAGUCUGACAGUUUAGGUCAACUGAGGCUAAGCCACAAAAAGGGCCCCUGCCCCCAUUCUUGUGACACUUGCUCCGUUUCUGUGAGUCCUUUAUCUCAGCUGACGUGGAUGGCAGUGGUUUUGACAGUAUCCCUGCUGGUAGCCAUUCCCUUUUUAUAAACUGGGACCCUGAAACCAGAGAAGUGAAGGGACUUGCCACAGGUCACACAGCGUAUAAGGACCAGGGCAAAGGGGCGGGGAUAAAAUCAAGGGCUCCAUGCUGCCUCCCCACUUGGGGCCCACCACUGGCUUCCCCAUGGGCAUAAAGGAGCAAACCAAGUUAGAAGGCCAGGCCUGCAGGUACCCAACAGGAAGGGACAAGGAGCCACAGCUGUCUUGCCUGUGACACAGGCCAUCCAGCCAUGCCCAGAGCUAACCCCCUGGCUAAGCCCUGAGGCCCAGCUUGACUGCUGGCAUCUGUUACCAUGGAGACCCAGGCUGGCCUGAGGGCUGGGCCAGUGAUGGCAGGCCCUGUCCCCAUGGAUAGAAACAUGUGCUUGGGCUCAGAGGCCUUGAGUGGCUCCCACUGUCCCCAUGGCCAGUAAGUCCCGACAGCAUAAAUUGGAAUCGUUACCUACCUUUCGCCCCCCAGCUGACACCUCCACCAACCCAAGGCCUGAGCUGUCCCCUCCACGUGUCUGUGCUCUCUUUAAUGCCCUGCCUGGGGGCUGGGAGCGGUGAGGAUGUGGAUGUCAGGUUGAAGGUUUCUCAGGGAAUGAGCCAGAGCUGCCAGAAGAGGCAGAGUGUAACCCAGACUGCAGAUGAUGGGAAGAACGCGGAACGGAAGUGACCCGAAGGAUCCGCAGGGGGAAAGCAGAGAGGUGGGCACGCGGGCACCUGGUGCCUUGUCCCAGCCAUGCCACCAGCUAGCUGUGAGGCUUUGGGCGAGUCCCUUGCCCUCUCUGGCUCUCAUCCAAGGAAUGAGGAAGUUGGAACAAAUGAUGAAUCCCUAAGACCCCUUCUAGCUUUGACAUUCUUUGAGUUGCAUUCCAAAACCCUGGACUCCCCCAGGUAAGCAAGGCCAGGGCUCGCCCCAUCCUCCCCACACAAGCUCAGGCUGCACCCACUCCUGGGCUGGGUUCCCGAGGAAGAGCCUGCGGAGAGGAGACCCCGGAGCUGCCUGCACUGGUCAGUGCAUGGGGGCAGGGGUGGCAGACCGCUUUGUGGAUUGAUGGAGCUCAGGAAGGUGAGAAGGGACCCACAGGUGAGAGUUUCGCCCCCCGGUCAUCUCUUUAGGUAAAUAAAUCCACAUCCGCCACUUCCCCUUCCCUUCCCACCCUGGGGGCGCUGAGAACUCCAGGGAGCCCAGAGCUGAGGCCUGAGCUCUGCUUGCUCACACUGGGUCUUCCCUCAGAGACCCCCAAGCCCUCCUAUCUUCUGCAGUCACCGUCAGCCACUUUUCUGUAGAGAGGGAACAGCAUGGAGCUCUCUGUUCACCAGUCUCCAGGACCUCGGAUUCCACCUUUAAUCCUGAAAACCCAGGAAGGCUUCUGUAUCCCUACAAUGAAGCAGGUUUGGGGAUGGAUCUGGAGGGUGGCAACUCAAUCCAUGCAGAACAGAAGAAGCAUGGACUUUUCCAUUCUGGCUAUUCCAUUCACUAGCUGGGCCAUUCUGAGCAAACUACCUCCCAAUGUGCCUCAGUUUCCUCAUCUGCAAAAUGGGCUAGUCGCUGGCAUUGUACCGAGCAGUAUGAGACCGGAGGUCAUGGGAAGAGGCUGGUAGGCACUUCAUCCCAGGCAGCUGCUCAGGACAUGGGACACAGGGAGGGGACUCCGAGCUGCUCCUAGCUCAGAGAGGCUCUAGGGACAGGCACUGGAAGGAAGGGGAUGCAGAAUGGUGAGUGGAGCUGGGUCUCAGAACACAGACAUCUUGAAGUCUGCUAUGUGCUGAUUUCACACUUGACCCCCCAACACCCUGAGGCAUUACUGUCCUCAUUUCUCAGAUGGAACUACAGAGGCCCAAGGAAAAGGGGCUUAGGCCAGGACACCCAGCUCUUCUCCAAGUGUCUGUCUCAGGCCAGCUUUUGCAACUCUCCAUUGGGAUUCUUCCUAGACCUCCUUCUGUACCUGCCAACCCACCUCUGACCCCCAACCUGUUGCGCCCAGUAUUUGCUGCCGGUCAGGACAGCCUUAACCCCUCCUUCCCGGGCAAUCAGCUGCUCCAAGCCAAGCCCACCCCUGCCCCCUGGAGGGAGGCGGCUCCUUUUAAGGCUGCUUCUGGGAAUUUCCACUCCAGAGCCAGAACCAGAGACCCCAGCCCCACUUGACACCUGCAGCUCACCCUUGGGGAGGUGGGGCGCCAGACCUGAGUGCAGGAGACGCAGACCUGGAGGGGCUCCCCCUCCCUGGCCUGCCACACAUCGAGUUUGUCUGCGUCGAGUUUGGCCAGUCUGUGAGGGUCAGGAAUAGAGCAGGAGACGGCAGGGCCACCUCCUUCAGAAGGCCCCCACCGCUCCAUCCCUGCACUGGGUGGCCCAGGAGAGACUGGCAGCCCAGAGGGCACAGCGCGCACGCCCCCACCCGCAUCUGCUUUGCAGCCUCACUGGCCAGGAAGGUGGACACCUCAUACCUCAGUCUCCCAAUUACGCCCUCCUCCUCCCCCUCCUCCUCCCUCUUUUCUCUCCUCCUCCUCCUCCCCUUUCUCUCCUCCUCGCCCCCCUGAAAACCUGUGGCUCGGAGAGACCUUGGCUUCUCUGGGACUCUACCCCUGGGGACUUCCCACAUCUGCUCCUGAGCUUGGGGGCAGGGGGGCAACCGCCUGAGGAACCUCUCCAGCGAUGGGAGCCGCCCGCCUGCUGCCCAACCUCACUCUGUGCUUACAGCUGCUGAUUCUCUGCUGUCAAACUCAGGGGGAGAAUCACCCGUCUCCUAAUUUUAACCAGUACGUGAGGGACCAGGGCGCCAUGACCGACCAGCUGAGCAGGCGGCAGAUCCGCGAGUACCAACUCUACAGCAGGACCAGUGGCAAGCACGUGCAGGUCACCGGGCGUCGCAUCUCCGCCACCGCCGAGGACGGCAACAAGUUUGCCAAGCUCAUAGUGGAGACGGACACGUUUGGCAGCCGGGUUCGCAUCAAAGGGGCUGAGAGUGAGAAGUACAUCUGUAUGAACAAGAGGGGCAAGCUCAUCGGGAAGCCCAGCGGGAAGAGCAAAGACUGCGUGUUCACGGAGAUCGUGCUGGAGAACAACUAUACGGCCUUCCAGAACGCCCGGCACGAGGGCUGGUUCAUGGCCUUCACGCGGCAGGGGCGGCCCCGCCAGGCUUCCCGCAGCCGCCAGAACCAGCGCGAGGCCCACUUCAUCAAGCGCCUCUACCAAGGCCAGCUGCCCUUCCCCAACCACGCCGAGAAGCAGAAGCAGUUCGAGUUUGUGGGCUCCGCCCCCACCCGCCGGACCAAGCGCACACGGCGGCCCCAGCCCCUCACGUAGUCUGGGAGGCAGGGGGCAGCAGCCCCUGGGCCGCCUCCCCACCCCCUUCCCUUCUUAAUCCAAGGACUGGGCUGGGGUGGCGGGAGGGGAGCCAGAUCCCCGAGGGAGGACCCUGAGGGCCGCGAAGCAUCCGAGCCCCCAGCUGGGAAGGGGCAGGCCGGUGCCCCAGGGGCGGCUGGCACAGUGCCCCCUUCCCGGACGGGUGGCAGGCCCUGGAGAGGAACUGAGUGUCACCCUGAUCUCAGGCCGCCAGCCUCUGCCGGCCUCCCAGCCGGGCUCCUGAAGCCCGCUGAAAGGUCAGCGACUGAAGGCCUUGCAGACAACCGUCUGGAGGUGGCUGUCCUCAAAAUCUGCUUCUCGGAUCUCCCUCAGUCUGCCCCCAGCCCCCAAAACUCCUCCUGGCUAGACUGUAGGAAGGGACUUUUGUUUGUUUGUUUGUUUCAGGAAAAAAGAGGAAAAUAGAGGGUUGUCCACUCCUCACAUUCCACGACCCAGGCCUGCACCCCACCCCCAACUCCCAGCCCCGGAAUAAAACCAUUUUCCUGCAAA